AUGCAUCGAUUAACUGAUGCUCAGAAAGAAACCAUUCAAUUUCUACAAAGAAAAGUUGAGAAAUAUCAAGUGAAAACAUGGCUGUGUGCGAGUUUAACAUCGGAGCAAUGCCGACGCUUAGCUGAAUUACAAGUCAUCUACGAUAAUCUCAGUAGUCAUACAUUGAUCAAUCAUUCUGCUAUAUUCAACAUAUCGUGUAAAGGAGUCAAAGAUCGAAUGAAUGAAUUCAAUGCGAUGUAUUCAAACAAGACAUCGGAAGAAUUGUAUUGUGCAUAUGUGGAAAAAUACAAAGAAGCCAAAACGAAUCCUGAUGAAAAGAAACGAUUGGACAAAUUGUUGAAUAUCAGUUCAUCUGAUGAUUGUAAAGCAAUCCUUAGCCAUACUACCGAUUGA
Messenger RNA from Adineta ricciae, 393 nucleotides. NCBI's taxonomy places the organism in Eukaryota, Metazoa, Rotifera, Eurotatoria, Adinetida, Adinetidae. The record is from the annotation of a GenBank genome assembly.